AUGACGUCCAAGGCUAAAGAGAAAAAGAAAGAGGAAGAUAUGGCAAGAUAUGACAAGAAGCUACUGUCCAUCAUGGGUGUCCCUAAGUUCUUCAGGUGGAUCUCUGAGAGGUACCCCCUCACCUCUCAAUUGAUCACCCCCAACUCGAUCCCAACAUUUGACAACCUCUACCUGGAUAUGAACGGUAUCAUCCACAACUGUUCGCAUCCCCCUUCGUCCGAGAACGACCCCCAUUUCCGCAUCACCGAGGAGCAAAUGAUCCUCGCCAUUUUUGCGUACAUUGAUUUCCUGUUUACCAAGAUCAAGCCUAAGAAGAUCUUUUACAUGGCCAUUGACGGUGUCGCCCCGCGCGCCAAGAUGAACCAACAACGCUCCCGUCGUUUCCGUACGGCCCGUGACGCUCGCGAGCAGCGUGAAGCCGCCGAGCGCAAGGGAGAGAAGCUCCCCGACGAGAAGGCGUUCGACUCCAACUGUAUCACGCCUGGAACACCAUUUAUGGCUCGUCUUUCCGAGCACCUCAAGUACUAUGUGCGCAAGCGUAUCUCCGAAGACGCCGAGUGGCGCAACGUCAAGGUCAUCUUCAGCGGCCAUGACGUUCCCGGAGAAGGCGAGCACAAGAUCCAAGAAUUCAUCCGCAUGAGCAAGGCUCAGCCGGACUACAACCCCAACACUCGCCACUGCCUCUACGGCCUCGAUGCCGAUUUGAUGAUGCUGGGUCUGCUCAGCCAUGACCCCCACUUCUGCCUCCUCCGCGAGGAAGUGACUUUUGGCAGGAAGUCGAAGAAGUCCACUGGUCUUGCCAACCAGAACAUGUUCCUACUCCACCUGUCUCUCAUGCGCGAGUACCUCGACCUCGAGUUCUCGUCCGUCGCCCACACUCUUCCAUUCGAGUACGACCUCGAGCGAAUCAUCGACGACUUUAUCCUUAUGUCGAUCUUUGUCGGAAACGACUUCCUUCCCAACCUCCCAGGACUUCACAUCAACGAGGGUGCCCUUGAACUGAUUUGGAAGAUCUACAAGGAGAACCUCGCUGAAAUGGGCGGCUACCUCAACGAGCACGGCACCAUUUCGCUGCCGCGUCUCCAGAUUAUGCUCAACAAGCUUGCCGACUUUGAGAGGGACAACUUUGAGCAGGAGUUUGCCGAUGCCAACUGGCACAAGGGCAAGCAGGAGAAGGAGAUUGCUGCCCUCGAGAAGGCCCGCAAGCGUGGCAAGCUUAUCAUUACCAAGGACCAGAAGAAGCUCCUUGACCAGAUCAAGACCUUUGUGACCAAGCACCAGUCUCGCCCCAAGGCCGAGGACCGUUUGGCCAUUGUCAACACCUUCCCUGCCCGCGACAGGCGGUUCAUCCAGGAGCUUGCCGACUCGCUCCACCUGCUUUGCACCUGGGACGAAGUCGACGACUACGGGCAGCCCCUCAUUGUCCUCAGCUUCAACAUGGACGGUGUCAGCGAGGACAGCCAUGGCGAGGACGAGGAGGAUGAGGGCGAAUGGGAGUCUGAAGAGGACCCCGAGGGGAACAUUGCCAUUCAGCGCGUGUUUGGCAAAUACGACAAGGCCAAGGUUGUCGACAAUGCGCUCGAGGACUUUGAGGAGUCGUUCGAAGAGAAGGUUGCGCAGAAGAUGGCCGAAUGGAAGCGCUCCUACUACAAGGAGAAGAUGGACAUCAACUGGGACGUCCCCGAGGAGAUGCACCCUCUCAUCUACCGCUACGUCGAGGGUCUCCAGUGGGUCCUCAACUACUACUACAAGGGUGUAUCGUCGUGGGGCUGGUUCUAUGACUACCACUACGCCCCCAAGAUCUCGGACAUUAAGGACUUCGCGGCCUGGAAGUUCCCCUUCGAGCUUGGCAAGCCUUUCCUGCCCUUCCAGCAGCUCAUGGGUGUCCUUCCUGCCGACUCCAUGGAGCACGUCCCUUCCACAUACCGGGACCUCAUGACCCAAGAGACCUCGCCAAUCAUCGACUUCUACCCCAAGAACUUCGACCUCGACAUGAACGGCAAGAAGGCUGACUGGGAGGCUGUCGUCAAGAUUCCGUUCAUCAACGAGGAGCGCCUGCUCCGUACAAUGGCCACACGUGAAAACGGGUUGACCCCCGAGGAGAAGAAGCGCAACUCGUCAGGCAACCUGCCCGUCCAAUUUGUGUACGACGAGUCCAACGAGACCAGUUACCCGUCGUCGCUGGCCGGCUUCUUCCCCGACCUUGUCGCCUGCCACUGCGACGCAAGCCCGUUCAUCAUGCCUACCCUCAAGGACGGCAUGGAGCUGGUUCUUGGCCUCAUGGACGGCGUCCACCUCGGUGCCGCGGCGCUUGCCGGCUUCCCUUCGCUGGCCACUUUGCCAUACCACGGCACUCUGGGUUUCCACAGCGUCAAUGUCUUCCAGCAGGACAGCAAGAACCAGUCGAUGGUCAUCACUGUCGAUGCCAAGCACGACAAGAACAGCACCGCUGAGGUUGCCAAGCGCCUCGUCGGCCAGCGCACCUUCCAUUCGUGGCCUUACCUGCACGAGGGUAUUGUUGUUGCCGUUUCGGACGACAUGUUCAGGUACGAGCUUCAACGUGUGGGCAACUCGACCAAGAUCGUGUCCAACCCUCACGGUGACGGGUUUGCCGCCAUCAGGUGGAAGAAGGAGGCCGACAGGCUCGAGCACCACUACUCGAAACGUUACGGUGUCCAGAUCGGCAACGUGGACGUUGUCGUUCACAUUCUGCCUCUCAAGGGCCUCAAGCGUCUCGACACUGGUGCUCUUGUCAAGGACUACGAGGGACCGGACAAGGAGCUUACCCAAGCCUUGCAAAUGUCCGUUCACCAGGUCACGUUCGAGGACGAGCGCUUCCUUGAAAAGGAUGCGCCUCCCAUGGAGCAGGAGUUCCCCCAGGGCGAAAAGGUCUUCUUCCUCGGUAGCAUGGCCUACGGUGUUGCCGCCCAGGUUACCGCCACCACCGAGAAGACGCUCAACAUCAGCCUCGCCUACUUCCCUGGCGAGGUCAACGAGACUCGCGAGUUUACGCGCCUUGUCCAGACCCGCCCUGCGGGCCACUACUACGCUUCCCACGCCCUCGCUAGGCGCCUGGGUAUCUCGCCGCUUGGGCUCUCGCGCAUCACCUCGUCGCUCAUGGUCGCCUUCACCAGUGGUGGCCAGAAGACCAACAUUGGCCUGUCGCUCAAGUUUGAGUCCAAGGGUCUGAAGGUUCUCGGUUAUUCUCGCAAGGCCGACCGUAACUGGGAGUUCUCCGAGAAGUGUGCCCAGCUGCUUGAGCAGUACAAGGCUGCCUUCCCUGAGCCGUUUAGGCACCUCGACUCGCGCGGCGGCGACAUUGUCUCGUCGGCUGAACUGUGCCCGAACGCCGAGAACCCCGACCAGGUUAUCAAGGACAUGCACAAGUGGCUCAAGACCAACGGUGUCACCGACCUCGAGCCCGUCUCCCUGUUUGCCGAGCAGCUCGAGAAGGAGACGGUUGGCCAGAUCGAGUUGAUGGCCAACCACAUCCGUGAGAGGAAGACGCAAGAGUCCAUCAAGCGCGCCGUCAUCAACGGCAUUCCCCGCCAGGCUGUCCUCAAGCCCUCGCACGCCAUCUACCGCCUGCAGGGCCAAAAGUUCUUCCUCGGCGACCGUGUCAUCAUGGUCCAGGACGCCGCUGCCGGUGGUGUUCCCCUUUCGAUGAAGGGUGUCGUUGUCGGUCUCGGCACUCGUGACAUUGACGUCGUCUGGGACGUCCCCUUCAUGGGUGGCGAGACCCUCUCUGGCCGCUGCUCCGACUACCGUGGCUCGACUGUGCCGUUCUCGUCGUGUCUGAACCUCACCCGCCCGCAGUUUGCUGUUGGCGCUGAGACUGCACCCAAGCCUCUCGGCCAAGCCCAACCGUUCCGUCCUCAGAUCGGUCCUCGUCCCGUCGUUGCGCCCAACAACUACCGUCCGUCCAUCCCAAGCAACAAGCCCGUGCAGAUUAUGCAGAACCCUCAGCGCCAGCGCUACCCUGCCCAGCAAGCCGGUGCCAUGCAGUACGGCAACGCCGCCAAGGGUAUCCGCCCCCAGGCUGCACCGGCGCCGAACCUCAACCACCGCGAUCGUCUUGCCACCGCCCUCGUGGGCCAGCAGCAGCAGGCCCUUCCCAGGCAACACGUUGCCAAGACCCCGCACAUUAAGCCCGUGUCGCCGACGCAGGCCCACCGCGCUCUGCCGCCCCAGAACGGACACGCCAACGGUGGACACGUUAACGGUGCCCCCGCUGGUCGCGGCCGCGGAGGACGGGGUGGUCGUGGCGGGCGGGGUGGACGGGGACGUGGCGGCGCGGCUCAAGGAGGAGCUGCCGCCGGUUCCGCUGGCGCUGCCCCCGCCGCUGCUCCUGCUCCUGCUCCUGCUCCUGCCCCAGCUCAGGCAUAA
This is a messenger RNA of Apiotrichum porosum, 4386 nucleotides long. RefSeq lists its product as uncharacterized. The record is from RefSeq and is a predicted model, not a curated record. Gene Ontology annotation, molecular function: 5'-3' RNA exonuclease activity; RNA binding. Gene Ontology annotation, cellular component: nucleus. Lineage: Eukaryota; Fungi; Basidiomycota; Tremellomycetes; Trichosporonales; Trichosporonaceae. Gene Ontology annotation, biological process: rRNA catabolic process; nuclear-transcribed mRNA catabolic process. Bases 1 to 4386 code for a protein of 1461 amino acids. The transcript has 11 exons.